Messenger RNA from Exophiala dermatitidis NIH/UT8656, 1629 nucleotides. Its product is annotated as leucyl aminopeptidase. The coding region runs from base 334 to 1494 and encodes 386 amino acids. Gene Ontology annotation, biological process: proteolysis. The transcript is spliced from 2 exons. Gene Ontology annotation, molecular function: metalloexopeptidase activity. The record is from RefSeq and is a predicted model, not a curated record. NCBI's taxonomy places the organism in Eukaryota, Fungi, Ascomycota, Eurotiomycetes, Chaetothyriales, Herpotrichiellaceae.
AGUCGUUGCAAUACCGUUUAUGCCUACAUUAUGAGGGUCAGGGCAUAACGACGGCGUUGAAACCAAUCGGGGCACCUGAAGCUUAUCUGCCCCCGGUAGGUAGCCUACUACUGCAAAAAAGCAGUGAUGAUGCGUACCUAGGUAGUAGUCGAGUUUGGUCGUCCGCGAUAGUACCAUUGUAGUGCUGCUUGCGGUCGUUCCCCAGCCAGUUUGAAGUGUCCAAGCGCACUGCAACCACCACUGCAACGGCCAUCCACACUUUGCAAGUACUUCGUUCAUCCUUUCCAUCUGCCAGUGGGACUAUCAUUGAGCCGGUCAAUUCUGAGGCUAGUUAUGCGGUCCUCCUUGUUCCUCGCCGUCUGGGCGGCCGCCGUGGUCAGUGGCCUUUCCAUUGACAAUCGUCACCAACAACAGGUUGCCCUCGAGAAUCCAUCACCGGCGCCCGAUCAGUACCUGAUAGAGCUGAGUCCUGGAGAAGUGAGAUGGGUAACCGAGGAGGAGAAAUGGGAGUUGAAGAGAAACGACAUCAAGUUCAUGGACAUCACCGAUAAUGGCCACACAUAUCCUUUACAAACCGCGUCCAGUUCCGUAACCUAUCCUUCGAAGCCGAAAUAUAACGAGACAGUCCGAUCGCUGGCGAAAGGGCUGAACAAGGAUAACAUGCGGAAGCAUCUUGAAGGGCUCACAUCGUUCCAUACUCGAUAUUACAAGAGCGAGUACGGCAUCCGCGCCGCCGAGUGGCUCUAUGGGCAGAUUGACAAGGUCAUCUCUGCAGCGGGGGCUUUCGAUCACGGAGCAAGUUUGAACAAGUUUGCACAUCCAUGGGGUCAGUUCAGCAUUAUUGCGAGAUUUCCCGGGCGGACCAACCACACUAUUGUGAUCGGGGCGCACCUGGACAGCAUCAAUCUGUUUUUGCCCGCCAUUUUUGCGGCGCCCGGUGCAGAUGAUGAUGGCAGCGGCACGGUGACUAUCCUCGAGGCUCUCACCGCCCUGCUACAGUCUGAGGACAUCGUCCACGGCAAAGCAGAGAACACGGUCGAGUUCCAUUGGUACUCGGCGGAAGAAGGAGGCCUGCUUGGUAGCCAGGCGAUCUUCAAAUCCUACUCCGAGGCCCAGAAGGAAGUCAAAGCAAUGAUUCAACAAGACAUGACCGGAUACAUUGAGCAGACACUGGCACACGGCAAGCCAGAGUCGGUUGGGGUGAUCACGGAUUUUGUGAACCCCGACCUCACCGAAUUCAUCAAGCAAAUCAUCACGACAUACUGUGACAUCCCAUAUACGUUGACCAAAUGCGGUUAUGCCUGCUCAGACCACGCAUCAGCUAGCAAAUAUGGCUAUCCAUCGGCAUUUGUGAUUGAGUCGGACUUUGAAUAUUCUGACAAAAAGAUCCAUACUACGGAGGAUCUCAUCAAAUAUUUGAGCUUCGACCAUAUGUUGCAGCAUGCGAAGAUGACCUUGGGGUUUGCAUAUGAGGCUGCUUUUGCACCGUUCUAGAGCGACGAUGCUUUACAAUGAUAUACAGUAUAUAUAGUUGCCUGAUACUACUACGAUGUACCUACCUAGGCAGGUCUAUCAGCUAUUGUACGCAAUGCAGUGGUAGCACUAAUUCAUUGCGGCCUCCUAAACCUG